GACUCUUUCAAGCCCAGUGUGGAAAUCAGCAGCCAGUGCGAGGAAGACGGCGACGAGUCUGACGAAGAACUCAAGUGUCUUUCUAGUCCUUCCCCUGGACCAACAGAAACCGACUACAGUGUUCAUAAUCAGCCAGACGAAGAAGAAGAAGAACAACAACUACAACAAUCGGAGGCACCUGCUGCUGUUGCCGUUCUCGACCUUCCCCUUAUUCCUCCUCCUCCUCUUCCCGCUGAUGAUAACGAUGAAGAAGAAGAAAAGGAUGUUGUCGGGGCUCUUGUUGUUGCACCACAAGCAGCUCACGUGGACUCUGACGAGGGGGAAAAGCGGGACCGACGGGAUUCGACGGUGUCCACGUCGAGUGUGGACAGUGGCAGCACUGCGAGGUCGGUUCGUUCGGGGGCGUCGACGAGUUCGAGCAUGUCGCGGUCGUCGACACCGCCGCCGUUGCCGAAGACGCCCGUGCCGCCGCCGGAAGUUGUUCUGGUCGAAGACGUUGUAGAUGAUGGAGUAGUUUCUGUGGCGGAUCAAGUGGAACUUCCUGUGAAACGCAAUGACGCCGGGGUUCAAGCCGGGGAUGAUUUCAACUUUGAAGAAUUACCGGUUUUGGAUUCGGUCCCCGUGGGAUUCGCUUCUGAAGAACCUGUGUUGGAGUCGAAGAGUGAUGACGGAGACGAGGUGGAAGAGACGACGAGGAAAAAGAAUGUUACGUCUGUUGAGAUUUGGGCGAGACAUUCUGACGUUCAGCCGACGAAGCAAGAAGAGGUGAUCGAAGUGCCGUUUGUUGUUCGUCGAAUUUCCCCUGAGCGCACGAAUCAAUCACUGCCAGUCUUGAGCUGCUUGGGGAAAAGGAGGCCGACUUCAUUUUCGGAAGCUGUUGGGAUUCUGGACCAGGCCGGUUGUGGUGGGAAGUCGGAAGUACUUCCGCUCAGAAUAGCCUCGCAACUAUCCGAUCCGAGUGACUCUGUUUCUAUCGACGGCCCCAGAGUCGUUUCCAAGGAAAGCAUCAUCCUGACCGGAUCCAGUUCCAUGAUUCUCCCGUCACCGCCUCUUCAGUCCGUCGAGUUGAUGCGAGGACUACUUCCGCAAAUAAGCCAGUCGUUGACCCACUUGAACGUGGCGGAGGACAAGGAACCGGAAGCUCCUGUUGUUGUCGCGGCGGAAGAACGGAGGCCGUCGACGAGUGAGUCGUCGGAACCGAGCGAGUUGGAAGAAGAAGUUCGGAGGUAUUCGUAUCAAGGCCCGCCGAAAAUCUCGCUGGCUUCCUGGCAAGACCGGAAGCCGGAUAAACACGGCCCGAAAAUUGUUGAACCGCCGAAGAGUUUCGCGGAUGAGGCGAUUCCCACGCCAAAUACAGAACCGAAGACGGAGUCGACCUUUGAAAAGAACGCGGAGAAGAAACUCUCGGGCACGACCCAAGUUUCGGAAGGUGUUAGCAUCCGAGACAAGGUGAAGAUGCUGGCGUCCCGACCAUCUGGUGACGCGGAGAACACGAAAGACGCUGUCCCAGUCUUGAGAUCGCGUCCAGUCAGCUUCAUCAAGCCGAGUGUACCGGAAGAAGCUUCGGAGCAGCCAUCUUGGAUGAAGAGAGCGUCUUAUAUUGCGUCAUCUUACGCCAAAGCCGUUCAGUCAGUGCCAGCAGUUGUCGUCACCACCACCGCAGCACCAGCAACAGUAGCAGCACCACCACCGCCUAAAUUUGUUUCUCCACCGCCUAAAGUUGUUUCUCCGCCGCCUAAAGUUAUUUCUCCACCGCCGAAGGUGGUGACGCCUACGCCUCCACCGCCGAAGGUGGCGACGCCUACUCCACCGCAGCCGCCGGCGUUCUACAAGCCCAAGCCCUUCAGGCCGCCGGUUCAAAAGCUACAACAGCAGGUUGAUGGGGGCCGCGGCCGUUUCGGCUCAAACGUUCUCCUUUAUAACUUGCUUAAAUACCAACACUUCGGCGCGGUUGUGGUUGCUGUGAUGGAAAAGCAGGAUGUGGCGUCAUCUGCUCCUGCACCACCACCACCGCCACCAACAGCACCAGCUUCGUGGAAACAGCAAGACACAACUAAUGUUUACGUGACGCGAACUGGGAAGAAGAUCGUGCCGGCAAGAAAUGUUCCAGUGCAGGCGGAUCCGAGGAACGAUUUGUUGUCUGCCAUCAGAACUCAUGGCGGUAGAGGCAAUCUGAAGAAAGUGACAACCACAUCGUGGAACAAUGCGUGA
Notodromas monacha is the source of this 2211-nucleotide messenger RNA. NCBI's taxonomy places the organism in Eukaryota, Metazoa, Arthropoda, Ostracoda, Podocopida, Cyprididae. The record is from the annotation of a GenBank genome assembly.